CGUGUUGGUUUCUUCUUCUUGUUAUGCAUUCUUUGAUCUCUCAACUUCCUUUGAAGCUGUAAUGAAGUUGGCUUCUUCCAGGACGCUUCGCCCACAGGAGUGCCUUCUACAGUAUCAAGGCUGAUACAGCCCGCUUACGACCUGCGGCAAUGCCAAUUGAUGUUCCCAGAGGCGUUCCCCACUAUCCCCACGGCUCAAUCGGUCAAAACGGCGCAAACUAACAGCCUGUAUGCUGGCUGGAACGUCUCCGUCUCGAAUCUAUUCCUUGCAAACGGAAAACGUGAUCCCUGGUUGUAUGCGACGGUGUCUGCGCCUGGUUUGAAUAAGAAGAGCACAUCUAAGCUGCCUAUCGUGAUGGGAGAAGGAUUCCACUGCGGGGAUCUUUCCACCGCCGAGGCCGUCGCCAACCCCAGUGUUCGUGCUGUCCAGAAGGCUGGUCUUGCCGCCAUCAAAGACUGGAUCGAGGACUGGGAGCCUAGUGAGACCGAUUGAAUCAUCGAACAAAGUCUUUCCCUGUCCAUAAGACAACUCACCUCUUUCUGAAUUGUAACCCAUGGCAUGCUGCUAUAGUUCCAUUACGCUGUUGUCCGUCCUGCACUUCAUACUAUGAUUCUUUUGUCCGUUU
This is a messenger RNA of Mycena citricolor, 625 nucleotides long. The record is from the annotation of a GenBank genome assembly. NCBI's taxonomy places the organism in Eukaryota, Fungi, Basidiomycota, Agaricomycetes, Agaricales, Mycenaceae.